AUGGCAACAAGCGAAUCGAGAGUCUCAAAUGUUAUCAGAGCGAGAGAAACGUUUAAUCAGUUCGCCACCUCUGCUCCUUUGAGCGAACACAAAGUGUUGACUUUACCAGAGUUUAUUUCUAUAGUGUCUCCUUUUGAAUCAGAUAUUCCGAGGGAAACAUUUUCUUUAUUGUAUUUGAUGGCAGAUAAAGAUAAGAAAGGAUUUUUAACAGAGCGAGAUUGGAUUGAUUUUAUUCAGACCUUAGUUUCUAAAGAUGGAGAGUUCAAGUUACUCUUUGAUAUGAUUUCUAAAGGACAGCAAAGAGCUCAUUACAAGGACUGUCUUGAGGUCUUGUCCAGUUUGAAUAAAGCAAUUGAUCCAUCUUAUCAGCCUAAGAAGGCUAAGUUGAAUUGGAAAUACUUUGAAAGUUUUUUUGAACCUCGAGGAUCCAUUGACUACAAUGAAUUCGUCAGUUUAAUAAAUUAUUUGCCUGUCACAAAAUUGAUUGGAAACUUCGAAAUGACUCAAAAAAAUGGACUUAUAACGAAAGACGAAAUGUACACUUUAAUAACGAAUAACUUGAAACAUAAGUUAUCAUCUCAGUUAAAGUUGAACUUAAAGUCUUUGCACGAAUUUUUUGAGCAAGAAAAAUUCAGUUUGGCGAGCGUUUUAUUCGUGUAUAAUUCUUUGAGUAAGGUUGAUCUUGUCAAUGAGGUGAUCGCAAAUACUCCACCAACUACAAAAGAUAAAGAUGAUAUUUUAAUUGACAAAUAUGAUCUAUACAACCAUUUGAACGACCAUUUAUUGAAGUCUUCCAAUUUCAAACCCAUUUCUAUGAAUGAGUUGAAUUUGUUGUUUUUUUUGAUUGAUAAAAAUGAAGAACUGAUCCCACGUAAAGAAUUAAUAUCAUUUUUCAAUCCCAAUUACGUGAAUAACAUGAACUCUUAUUACUCCAUUUUUGAGCACCCAGCAGCUCAACCGAUUCAAGAUGAUAAUUUUUCGCUUUGGCCAAUUUUUGACUCUUUGUAUUCUUUUUUCUUGGGUUCUAUUGCAGGAUGCAUCGGUGCAACAGUUGUUUACCCUAUUGACCUAGUUAAGACCAGAAUGCAGGCUCAAAGACAUAAGGCUGCGUAUAAAAAUUCUUUUGACUGUUUCAAAAAGAUUAUUAAAAAUGAAGGCUUAAAAGGAUUGUAUUCUGGUUUGGUAGCGCAGUUAAUCGGAGUGGCUCCUGAAAAAGCAAUUAAAUUGACAGUGAACGAUCUUGUCAGAAAUAUUGGAACAGAAGAAGAUGGUUCAAUCAAAAUGAAAUGGGAAAUUGCGGCCGGUAUGUCAGCAGGUGCAUGCCAAGUUAUUUUUACAAAUCCUCUUGAGAUUGUGAAGAUCAGGUUGCAAAUGCAAGGUGGAAAUAAGAACUUAAAAUCAGGAGAGAUUCCUCUCAAAAAGCUAACUGCUGGUCAAAUCGUAAAACAGCUAGGUGUCAAGGGUUUGUACAAAGGUGCAGUUGCAUGUUUAUUGAGGGAUGUUCCAUUUUCAGCCAUCUAUUUUCCAACUUACGCAAAUUUGAAGAAAUUGUUAUUUAACUUUGAUCCAAUGGAUCCAAAUAAGGCACAUAGACUAACAACAUGGCAGUUGUUACUAAGUGGUGCUUUAGCUGGUGCUCCUGCAGCUUUUUUCACGACUCCCGCUGAUGUGAUUAAAACAAGACUUCAAGUAGAGAGCAAAAAGAAUGAAACAAAGUACCGCGGUAUUGCACAUGCCGGAAGGACUAUUUUGAAAGAAGAGGGUAUUGGUGCAUUUUUCAAAGGUUCUCUUGCCAGGGUUUUCAGAUCUUCACCUCAAUUUGGUUUCACAUUGGCAAGUUAUGAAUUAUUGCAGAGCUUGUUUCCUUUACAUCCUCCAAAUACGAAGGAAUCUAAUUUUAAGGCGAUUAGCGGAUAUCCUGGCGUCUAUAAUUUGACUAAUGAUCAAGUUUAUAAUUCACAGAAUCGCCGAAUCAUGUAUUUGAAUAAAGAAGAGUUUAGUGAAAAAAACAGUUUAAGCUAUAAUAAUUCGAAUGGCAAUAAUCUUCUUAGAUUGCCGGCUGAAUAUGUUUAUAAAUCGCAAGAUGCAAUCAGGCUACUUUUGGAUGUUGAUUACAAGUUUUUUGAUUUUAAUUAUGAUGCCUAUAUGAAAUACAUCAAGAGAAAUUAA
Messenger RNA from Priceomyces carsonii, 2169 nucleotides. It is a transcript of the gene AGC1, whose product is annotated as amino acid transporter. The record is from RefSeq and is a predicted model, not a curated record. Bases 1 to 2169 code for a protein of 722 amino acids. The transcript has a single exon. Gene Ontology annotation, molecular function: calcium ion binding; L-aspartate transmembrane transporter activity; L-glutamate transmembrane transporter activity. Gene Ontology annotation, biological process: L-glutamate transmembrane transport; malate-aspartate shuttle; aspartate transmembrane transport. Lineage: Eukaryota; Fungi; Ascomycota; Pichiomycetes; Serinales; Debaryomycetaceae.